Phytophthora sojae is the source of this 564-nucleotide messenger RNA. RefSeq lists its product as hypothetical. Lineage: Eukaryota; Oomycota; Peronosporomycetes; Peronosporales; Peronosporaceae. The transcript has 3 exons. The annotation marks the transcript as partial. The record is from RefSeq and is a predicted model, not a curated record. Gene Ontology annotation, molecular function: Hsp90 protein binding.
AUUGCUUCGCUUGCAGAACAGAACUCACCUCUGUGCAAGUCGCACGGAAUUCUGCCUUCAUCGCGCCAUCCAGUGGCUGCUACAGCGGGUGAUGAGCUCGACUCCGUCCUACUGAGAGCUUCUAAGAGCACCAGCUCUUUGAGACAGCAGCACAACUUCAUCAAAAACCCGAACGGCCGCAAUGCUUUCUCAUUGUCUAUGUUGACGCUUGAUGCACCAACGACACUUCCACUACAAGAGGCGCACAAAAUGCUUGAGUUGUACAACACAAUUAUCCGCGUGAACACGGAAACCCAAAAGAAUAUGGCUAUCAUGUACACGCGGCGAUCCACACUGUUGGCAGCAAUGGGGGAAUAUUCGGCGGCAUCGCAGGACGCUGAGCAAGUUGUCACCCUGGACCCAAAGUCGACUAUAGGAUAUUAUCGCAAAGGUUGUGCACUAUGCGGACUUGGCCGCUUUGCAGAGGCUAGCCGGGCUUUCCAACAGGGCCUAGCAUUCGAUGUGAAUUGUCGAUAUCUCCAUCAUGGACUUCAGGUAGCACUCAACUACUCCCGUUACACUUAC